This is a messenger RNA of Gallus gallus (chicken), 8485 nucleotides long. RefSeq names its product solute carrier family 22 member 15 (gene SLC22A15). Gene Ontology annotation, molecular function: transmembrane transporter activity. The transcript has 12 exons. The record is from RefSeq and is a predicted model, not a curated record. Gene Ontology annotation, cellular component: membrane. Lineage: Eukaryota; Metazoa; Chordata; Aves; Galliformes; Phasianidae. The coding region runs from base 64 to 1704 and encodes 546 amino acids. Gene Ontology annotation, biological process: transmembrane transport.
GAGGUCAGGGCCCGCUCAGCGCUCCGCUGCCCGCCCCGGGCCGGGGAUGCGCGACACGGCGGGAUGGAGGUGGAGGAGGCGUUCCCGCUGGUGGGGCAGAUGGGGCCCUACCAGGUGUAUCUGUGCGUCCUGCUGGCCGUGCUCCUCCAGCUCUAUGUGGCAACUGAAGCCAUCCUCAUUGCAUUGGUGGGGGCAACUCCUCCGUACCACUGGGAUCUGGAUUUGCUCUUGGCUAACCAGAGCCAUAGCAACCAGUCAGCGAGCGAGCAGAGAGCCUUUGGGGAAUGGCUCCUGACUGCCAAUGGCAGCGAGGUUCAUAAGCACGUACACUUCAGCAGCAGCUUCACAUCAAUAGUCUCUGAGUGGUUUUUAAUUGGCAACACGUCAUACAAAGUCAGUGCUGCCAGUUCUUUCUACUUCAGUGGUGUGUUUGUUGGAGCAAUCUCUUUUGGCCAGCUCUCAGAUCGCUUUGGAAGGAAGAAAGUCUAUCUCACAGGUUUUGCCCUUGACAUCUUGUUUGCCAUUGCAAAUGGAUUCUCACCCUCAUACGAAUUCUUUGCCGUGUCUCGAUUCUUGGUAGGGGUGAUGAAUGGUGGGAUGUCGCUGGUAGCCUUUGUUCUGCUGAAUGAGUGUGUGGGUACUGCCUACUGGGCAUUAGCAGGAUCUAUUGGUGGCUUGUUCUUUGCUGUGGGAAUUGCCCAGUAUGCUUUAUUGGGGUACUUCAUUCGCUCCUGGAGGACUCUGGCUGUUGUGGUUAACCUGGAAGGAACAGUAGUCUUUCUUCUCUCUCUAUUCAUUCCAGAGUCCCCCCGCUGGCUAUAUUCACAAGGCCGGCUGAGUGAAGCAGAAGAUGCCCUCUACCUCAUUGCAAAGAAGAACCGCAAGCAGAAGUAUACUUUUUCAUUAAAACUCCCUGCUGAGAGGAGCCCCAGAGAAGCUGGCAGUUUCUUGGACCUCUUCCGAUACAGGGUUCUCUUGGGACGCACCUUAAUCAUGAUGUUCACCUGGUUUGUGUGCAGCUUGGUUUAUUACGGGCUUACCCUUAAUGUGGGUGACUUAGGUGGAAACAUUUAUGCCAAUUUAGCCCUGUCAGGGUUGAUAGAAAUCCCAGCAUACCCGAUCUGUAUUUACUUGAUUAACCAAAAAUGGUUUGGUCGAAAGAGGACACUGAGUGCAUUUCUGUUCCUGGGAGGAUUGGCUUGUCUUAUUGUCAUGUUUCUUCCUAAAAAGAAAGAUACUGGAGUUUUUGCAGUGGUGAACAGUCGCUCACUUUCUUUGCUGGGAAAACUGACAAUCAGUGCUGCAUUUAACAUUGUCUACAUCUACACAUCAGAACUUUAUCCCACAGUGAUCAGGAAUGUUGGAAUGGGUGCCUGCUCCAUGUUUUCCCGUGUUGGUGGAAUCAUUGCUCCUUUUGUCCCUUCAUUGAAAUCUGUACAGUGGUCUCUGCCUUACAUUGUAUUUGGAGCAACUGGUUUAUUGUCUGGGCUCUUAAGUUUAUUGUUGCCUGAAACCUUGAACAGUCCUCUGCUAGAAACUAUUUCAGACCUACAGAUAUGCUCAUACUGGAGACUGGGGGAUGAAGCCAUGUCAUUACAAACUCUGGAUGGCUCGCAGUCUGGAGACAAGGACAAUUCUGUGGGAAGUGGAAGUGAAGAUGAGGAGUUUUAUGAUGCUGAUGAAGAGACCCAUAUGAUCAAGUAAUGAAAAGAAGAAACACAGACUUGUUCUCUUAUUUUUUUCUUACUUGUCCAGUCAGUCCAGCUCUGAGAUGAGAGUACUGGAAACCACCUGUCAGGGAAUGUAAUUGGGCAAGUGCCUGUGUCUUUCCUGAGUAGGAAGGGAGUUUAAAUACUGUUAAGAUUAAUUACACCACUGAUUCUUUUUAUGCGAGACAGCCAUUCAAAUACUUGUGGGUAGGAAUGAGAGAGAAUGCACAGACUGCAUUUGAAUGAUAGCAAGGGAAGGAUGAUGCGUUUCUGAAACACAGAAAAUUAUCAACUAUUUGUGCAGAUCAUCAGUGCGCACAUUUGUAUUUUCAGGGUGGUUGGUUUUGAGUCAUCCUAAACUGAUGAACUUGACAAUAUUCACUUUUUUAUUUCUGUGGAGUGAAAGUGGUCCCACAGUAUUUUGUGUGCUACCCCAGGAGGAACAAACUUAUGAAAUUGUAUGUUAAAAUAGCUUUUACAUAUUGUGUGGGGUAGAGGCAACUAUGAACAUAAGGUUUCUCCUUCAGCAUGUGGACACCUGUGUAGAAUUGCAGGGUACAGCUGAUCAGUUCAUUAUCUAUCCGUGAACUCUGUGAUGGUGAAAGGCUGGAAAUAGUCCAUGACAUCUGUAGAUAUAGAGGAUGUUGCUGAUUUCUCUCUCCUCUAUCCACCAAACAUUCUCUUGGGCUGCCUUAUGCAUAGAUUUGCCACGUUUCCCACAUCUCAGAACUGCUGUUUGUAGCUUUGCCUACUUUUACUUUGUCUUCACUUUUCUAUAAAUAUUAAAGCUUAGCAGCUUCUCUGCCUGUGCAGUGAAGUAACUGUUUAAGGAUAUAAUUUCAUGAGUGGUACACAGGUGAGGUCUUUAGCACAUACUUUGUAAUGUGAAGUGUGUUUUUAGGGUAUUUAGCUCAUUUCUAUGGACCUAUCUGCAUCUUUAUUUGUGGAAGAAACUUAAUGCUUAAGUGACAAGUGGAGCUAUGGGCUGCUGUUACAAUUUGUGGGAUUAUUACCAGAAAGCUGCUAAUAUCUAUUUAAAAUUCCUUUGUUAGGUAAUGCUCUUAAACUCUUUAAGCCAGUGUUUACUUGAUUACUUGACCUUGUUGAGGAAGACAACUUCAUUCUUUAGUUUACACUACACUUUGUUUUGUUAGAAAGAUACAAGAUCUUGAAAUAUGAACAAGUGCAAUGUUGUGACUGAAAAAUAAGGCCUUAGGAAGGUUCAACUUUCAUCCUCUAACCACUUGCUUGCUAUUUAUUAAGAUUGGUUUCCAUAAGUUGUUUGCUAGCUUUUAUACUUGAAGUUACUAACAAAGUUCUGUGUAGUGACUGAGAAGAGCUGUCCGCCUAGGUGGCCAUUUUUUUGUGAGUAGUAGAUUUAGAAAAUGGAAUUAAAAAACAAAGAGAAGAGCUGUCAGCUGAAUUUCUUCGUUAAACUGGGAAGUUCAUUUACUCUGAAAGGAAGUGAAACUGAACAGCAUCUGAAGGUUACAGCUAGCUGCUUGACCUUUGUUCGUUGGAACUGUAGCACUGAGGAAAAUGCAACUACCCUGCUUGGUGUAGCAGAAAGACCAGAGGCUACAGAUUGAAACGUGUAGUACUCCCACUUGAUCUGAAUUUGAUUCAGGCAUUGGCUGUGAGCAGAGUAGGGAACUUGAGUCCGUGUGGACAAAGCGCCUUCACUUUUUCUUCCAGACUGCUGCAUAGUUGUAACAAGGCACUUUUAAUCCCGGCUGGAUAUUCUUUCUGCCUAUAUUUGGCCCUUAUGUGUGCUUGAAAAUUUGUCUAAAUAAGGUACUUGGAAAAGCUUGGAAUGUUUGAGUAUAUUUAUUCAAAGAUAUUUUUAGUUCUGUAUUCACAUUUUGAAUUAUGGAUAGUUGGAAAAGUAUCAGGUUUGGUUUUGUUGUUGAUGACUUCUGAAGACAUAAAGCCUGCUUACUUGAAAGCAAACAGUGGUAAGCCUGGCAUUAUUAGCAUGCUGCCAAAAUCCAGCAUAUUUUUAGGUGCUUAUUUUCCCUUCUUGUAUGGUACACAGGGUAAGUUCCCUUGAGAGGUGAACAGGAACUGUUAGCCAUUCUUUGUCCAUAGCCUGUGUGUCAUCCAUUGUCUGUUACUCAACAGCAGUCAUGCCACAGGACAUCGUGCCCACAUACUUCUCAGCAGGAAGAGUAGGAUGUAACAGUUCAGGUGGGGAGGUUACUUUGCAGAACCUGAGUGGGGUUUCUGUGGUUCUUCGAUUUUUAAUCAGUCUUCAGCUUGUUAUCAAACUUCUCCAUUCAUGCACUUUUUAUAUUGUAAGUGUAGAUGUAAAAAUUCAAAAAUGAGAGUGAAGAAAGUGUAUUUUUUUGUUUGGUAAGUUACUGUGCUUUAUUUUAGAAAUAUAGGAAUACUUUCCUUCAGCUGAAGGAUGGUGUACUGAUUAUCUUUCCUGCUCUUAGAGCUUCCUCUAAUCAUGCUCUCUGACAUACAGCUGAAUCUAGGCAUCUGUGCAUGCAAUUUGUGAACAUGAUGGUAAAUGUAUCUGAAGACCUCAUGAGCAGCAGUACUGACGUUUGAUGGUAGAAGUCAGUCUGGCCUGAUAUAGUCAACGCCUGUGUCAGAAAUGUCUAUAUGCAGCUGUUUACCAAACAGGACAGUUAUUUAUAGGUGUAUUUUGAGUCUCAUUGCUUGUAUCUUGCUGCAAGAUGUAGUAAGUGAAGGAAAGACUUGUGUAAGAAAACCUAAGUGACAUCUGAGUGUAGAACUGGAGUGUGAACAAACUUGCACAGAAUUUUCCAGGCCAUUCUUUUCCAGUGCCUUGUCCAGUGUAUGUUAACCUUACCCAGGUUAUCCAGGUGCUACAGUUAUUUCAUUCUAAUAGAGGUGUGCAGAAUUUUCAUCCUGACAGUCUGAAUUUACUGAACUUUCUCAUUUGUGUUUUGGUACUACUAACUCCUGCCAUUCCUGGGAAAAAAACUCUUGUGUUGCCUAAUGGAGGGUGGAUUUUUUUUCUGCUCUAAUUUAUUGGGCCUGUAUCAUGAAAGGCUUUUUAAUUUCCUCAAUCAACUUGAUAUGGGACUGUGUGUAAAGUAACAUCAUAGAAGUGGAUGAUGUAAGUGUCAAAGACUGCUUUUGCUGGAAAGCAACAGUGUGAGACUAGUUCUAGCUGCAUUCAUUUGGAAUUCUCCCAUGCAACCUGCCAAAACUGGUACUUACAAGCAUCUCCAGAGCUUUAGGGACAGAAAGUUACCUUUUUUUGCUCAUCUUUCCUUUUUCAGUUCACUUAAAUAUUUCAUGUUUUCUGAAAGAACAAAGUGUAGGAUUUGUAGAAGAGGCUGAAUAUGCACCGCUUGUCAGUUAGAGAAAUCUGCAGCGCCUGUUUGCUUCUGAGUUGCAAAUGCCAAAGCUUAUUCUCAAAGAUUGAUAAAAUCUGCUAAAAACUGCACACUGGAAUUGUAGUUCAGUCAUCGGCCUUACAAAUUAGCAUUGCCAAUAGUGGCUUGCCUACAGCAUUGUGGGAUAUAGCAGAUUUUUAUAAAAGGUGCAGCUUGAAGCAUCACUAAAUAGUAACUUCUGUAGUUUAACUCCCUACUACAACUGCAAAAUUCAGUGCAAGUCAGCUCUAUCGUGGCAGGUUUUUUUGCCAGCAAAUGGGCAAGUGUGUAAAUGUUUGUGCAGCAGGAGGUGGGUGUCAUCAGAGGAGUGGUUUAGAGGAAGUAAUCUGCGUUCUCCACUGCAUAUGCAGAAUGAAGUAAGGCCAUGAUGUGUCAGGACCUUCUCUUCCAUAGAAAGCUCAUAGAAUGGAGUGCAUUUAAACAACUGCUUGCCCGUCUUCAGUUACAGAAGGUUUUAGAGAAUAAAGAUCUUUUGCAUGCAAGUUAAUGCUUACCAACACAUCUGAGAUGCUUAUAUCUGCUGCAGCAGGCAGGCAAAAAAAAAAAAAGUGGCAAUAAGAAUAUCUUUGCCAAUACUUGAACAGUUAUUUUUUUCUUAUAGAUGUCCCAGUAGAAGAAUCUAGUACAGCCAUGUUCAAACAAAAUGUUUUAAAAUGAUGGAAACUUGACUGGGAGACAGACAUUUCUGAUAGCAGCUUGCAGGGGAAACAAAUCAUUGUUUCAUACUGAUUAAAAGCUUUCUAACGUAGAACUGACAGCGCUGAGUGCUUUGUAGUCAAAGAGUUCAUUGCAGUUGCAGUGAUGUCACAUAUGACUCCAAAUGUCUAUUUUUCACUACUAGACUCACCUCACUCCCCGAAGUUUAAUCCAGUUUUCCAUCGGUUCUUGUUAAAAAUAGGAAGGUCUUGUAGAAACCAGGAAUAUAUUUUUCAUAUGGAUACAUUUAUUGCACUACUUCCCCUCUUGAAUCUAAUUUUACUUUCAUUUUUUAAGCUACUACCUCCUUAUGUUGAGCUUUUUUGUCACUUCUGUACGUAAUAGAUUUUUAGAUAAUAUAAAAUAUUUCCUUUUUUUAAUUUAUGUAGUAAUCUGUGAUUUAAACAGAAGGAAGACUUGUGCUUUUUAAAGCUUUAUUGAAAGGCUUUUUAAAAUUAGCUUAAAAUGCUUAUGCUUUAGGAGGACCAGAAUUGUUGCACCUUCAGAAUGUGGGUUCUCUUGUGUUCGCUGUUGUUAAGGGCAAAAUUAAUGGCAAGUAACCUUUAAUUUUGUACUAAUCUUAAUUGAGGGGAUAACUUGUGGGGAAGAAAGUUUUGAGUUGGAGAAUUUAACUUAUUGCCAAUUAAAGAGCUUUUAUUUAUUGCUGUUGAUAUUGCAAGGGGAGAAAAAUAAUUGGGGGAAACACUGCUGCUUCUCUGUGGACACUUCCAUUGCCACCUUGGCUGGAUAUUACUCUCGGUUCCUUCAGCAAGGCAACAAGUAGCUCAGGAAAUUGGGAUCAGCACAUCGUACUAACUGUCUUUCCUUGCUCCUUAUUUCUUAUUCAGCUGCUCUACUGUGGGUUUCCUGACUGGAUUCAGUGCCCUCUAGAGCUGCAUCUCCUUCUAAGUCUCAUUCUCUCAGCCCCUGCUUGGGCUACAGUUCUUUUUUGGCAUUUCUUCUGCCCUGCUGUCACCCCCCUUUCUCUCAUCCUGUGCUGGCAUAGUCUUUUUCUUUUUCCCUCCUCCUUCUAUAAUAUUGUCUUUUUUUUUCUUAAAUAUGCUUUUAAAUAUGCAGAUGUGCCACAACCUCCUCUGUCUGUCUGCAGCAUUGGGAUGGAAUGGGUCAGUGCCUAGUGUCCCAAAGAGGCAAUGGGCCCAAACUGAAAGGCAGGAGGAUCUGCCUAAGCAUAGGGAAACAUUUUUCCUCCUCCUUUUUUUUUUUUUCCUCCUCCUUUUUUUUUUUUUCCUCCUCCUUUUUUUUUUUUUUCCUCCUCCUUUUUUUUUUUUUUCCUCCUCCUUUUUUUUUUUUUUCCUCCUCCUUUUUUUUUUUUUUUCCUCCUCCUUUUUUUACUGCCAGGAUAACCUAUCACUGCCACAGGUGACCAGAGAGGUUGUGGAGUCCUUGGCAAUGUUCAAAAGCCAUCAGGACAAGGUCCAGGGCAACCAGCUUUAUGGGACCCUAGAUGAUCUCCGCUACCAAAACUCUUGACAGGUGCACCUAAUACAUGACCCCACAGUGCUUUCUUUCAGAUCGAGUCCUUACAGGGCUGACAGUUACUACGAGCAAAACUUGGUACUGUAUUCCCUUUCUGUGUUACUAUGGUCUUAGGUCAAAUAAAUGAGAUUCCUAAGGACAUAACCAGACAUUUAUAGCCAAGUUCUGUGUCUGGUUACGUGUUUGUAUUCUCACUGAUUUCAGAAGACAGAUCUUAGAUUUCCACUUGACCAGAGGAGCAGCCAAAGGGGUAAACUUCCUUCUCUCUGCUUAAGCCUUCAUCAUCAUGAAAUCAAAUCUUUCUAUAGUCUCUGUAUCUUGUAGAUGUAAAGUCCUGGUCAGCUCAGAGUUGAGUAACAGAAAAGAGGCAGUACAGGGAAUUGAUUUUUGUUUGCAGCGGUGAAUCGAGUUGUAUAUAGACGGUGUGUGUAUUUUUAAACAUUAUGGGGGUGACUUGAAUACUGACUGUUAGGAGCCUUCCAAUGUUAAAACACGGACUGAUAAAUUUCAGAGUACUUCUUUAAUUGUAUUGGUGCGCUGUCAUUAAUUCAAAGUUGUGCUGAUGAGAAGUCUCUGUUUAGAAUACUUGAUCUGAGAAGCCACAGUUAAAGCAUCAUGAGCUUUUCCAUUAUAGACAUUUUAUGGAAUUAUGUCUGUACUUUCUGUGAACAGUUGUUGGGUCCAUCUCUUUUCAAGAUGUUCUUAACCCUAAGCAAGGGACCAUAGCAACAAGUGUAGAAAUAUUCGGAGUAAUUGCACUUAUCUGUUUUGUUUUCUUAAUGUAAGUCCUAUGCACACUGCCUGACCCAUCUGUACUGUGCUUCACUGGUGGUACUAAGGGUAAAUAUCAGGUUUUUAAUUUAUAAAAUCUAAAAUUAUUAUUUUUUAAAUAAUAAUAAUUCUGUAGUAUUAGGUAUUUAUUCCAAGAUAGAGAGAGAUGAUGGUAAGCCCAGGUGAAUUUAAUCAGAAAUUAAUAUUGGUGGUCUUUAUUCUCAGUUAAUUUCUGAAUGGUUUUGAUCAUUUGAAAUAAAUAUAAUAUUUUAAGAUUUUUGUAGAGGAAAGCUCACCUUUGGGUGACUGGUAACAGCUCUGAUACUGCCUCUAUGACACGUGUACUUCAUAUAACGUCUUUGUAACUUAUUUUGUGCCUUUUCUUCCCCCGACACAAAAAUCUCUCAAUAAAAACAAACUCUUUUGGAACACUGUAAA